Oryctolagus cuniculus (rabbit) is the source of this 1652-nucleotide messenger RNA. Lineage: Eukaryota; Metazoa; Chordata; Mammalia; Lagomorpha; Leporidae. The record is from RefSeq and is a predicted model, not a curated record.
GGGCCCCUGGGUCACCCAGCCACACCUAAGCAGGUGUCCUGCCUGAGGGACAUCCUUUCCAUCCUCUCCAGCCCACCACCCACACCACCGCAUCCCUCUGCUGGCAAGAGGGGACUUGGCUCAUCCUUACAUCAGCACUCACUACCCAGCUGAUCAAGAUCCAGCAAGAACGCAACAGAACCUUGUUUGCCUCAGAUCAACAGUGGAUGACCAGUCCCUCUCAACUAACUCAAAAUGUUUAUCUCACCCAGGAGAUGGAACUCCCGCAGGGCUCCUCUGGCCAACGGACACGCCUAUCUGCCGUCCUCAGCCUGCUAUCACUCAGCCUCUCCACAACAUCCCUGCUCAGCAGCUACUGGUUUGUGGGCACACAGAAGGUGCCCAAGCCCGUGUGCGGGAAAGGUCUGGCAACCGAGUGCUUUGACGUGCCGGUGCCCGUGGAUGGCGGCAUCCCCAACGCAUCAUCCCAGGAGGUGGUGCAAUACAGCUGGGAGGCUGGGGAUGACCGGUUCACCUUCCUUACCUUCCGCAGUGGCAUGUGGCUAUCCUGUGAGGAAAUCAUGGAAGAACCAGGGGAGAGGUGCCGAAGUUUCCUUGAACUCACACCACCAACCGAGAGAGGUGAGAAAGGACUACUGGAAUUUGCCGCGUUGCAAGGCCCAUGUCACUCCGCUCUCCGAUUUGGAGGGAAGCGGUUGAUGGAGAAGCCCUUCCUCCCCCACCUCCCCCUGGGGCUCGUGGCAAAGAUCCUCUGGUUAUCACUGGGAGCCCAGAUCACCUACAUCGGACUUCAAUUCAUCAGCUUCCUCUUGCUACUAACAGACUUGCUCCUCACUGGGAACCCUGGCCAUGGGCUCAAGCUGAGCGCCUUUGCUGCCAUUUCGUCUGUUUUGUCAGGCCUUCUAGGGAUGGUAGCCCAUAUGAUGUACUCACAAGUCUUCCAAGCAACUGCCAACCUGGGUCCAGAAGACUGGAGACCACAUACUUGGAAUUAUGGCUGGGCCUUCUACAUGGCCUGGGUCUCCUUCACCUGCUGCAUGGCAUCAGCUGUCACCACCUUCAACACCUACACCAGGAUGGUGCUGGAGUUCAAGUGCCGGCACAGUAAGAGCUUCAAAGAAAACCCAGGGUGCCUACCGCACCACCACCAGUGUUUCCUUCAGCAGCUGUCACGUGCAGCCCACCCGGGAGGGCCCUUGCCCAGCUACCACCAGUACCCCAAUCAGCCGCCCCACUCGGUCUCUGAAGGAGUUGACUUCUAUUCAGCGCUACAAAACAAGGGGUUUCAACAAGGGACCAGCCAGGAGCUAAAAGAAGCGACUGGGGCCGCUGUAGAGGAAGAACAGUGUUAGGUACUAAGUGGAUUUGGAGAGCUGGCUGAGCCUUCCAUGUUGUUUCUCAUCAACAUCUGCUUAAGCCAAAGUUUGUCUCUUGAGCAUCAUUUUUAGAGGCUAAGAAUACCAGGGGCUCUUCAGGUCCAAGUCCAAAGGGGUGCCUGGGUGCCAUUGCUCCCAUUCCUUCUAUGGCUCUGUCUAGUUCUACCCAUUUCCAAUAUCUCAUGCACCCCAAAUUCCUUUCUUCCCUUUACUGCUUGUGUGCCAGGCUCUGGUCUCUGCAAUGGAUAAAAAGAGGAGUAAAAUACAGCUCCUGUC